Messenger RNA from Dinoponera quadriceps, 4727 nucleotides. RefSeq names its product pancreatic triacylglycerol lipase-like. The record is from RefSeq and is a predicted model, not a curated record. The coding region runs from base 1082 to 2680 and encodes 532 amino acids. Lineage: Eukaryota; Metazoa; Arthropoda; Insecta; Hymenoptera; Formicidae. Gene Ontology annotation, molecular function: triacylglycerol lipase activity. The transcript has 7 exons. Gene Ontology annotation, biological process: lipid metabolic process.
UGAAGAGUACGGUGCCAGUCAACUCAAAUUUAAGUGAUUAGUGCUCCCUCGAUCAGUAGACUCCGGAUCAUCGAGGACGCUUGACGGUCGUCUUUGUGACAAUCUAUCGAUUCCUUCCGUCGUAACCGGGCAGGUUAACCGGCUGGAGAAAUAUUCACGAUCUUAGCGAUCGGUAAUCGCGAAAGGAAGAAAAUCGUCCACGAGAUUCUGGGAAAUAGAAAAAUUAUCUCGAGUUCGAAAUUGCAUAUAUCCAAACUCGAACUUGCGAACAAAAGAGAGAGAGAGAGAGAGUGAGUGAAAGAGAGGGUGGUUUUGAGGUUUCACCUAAAAUUAGAGAGUAUCUCAAGUGAAAUUUGGUUAAACCCAACGAGACUUCUGAAGAGAGUCGGGGAUUAAUUAAUGGGUUGGCGAUAUACAGCUGUUUAUUAAUGUGCAGCGCGAUAUAAAAGUUCGUUUAUUCUGGAAACAUUCGCUGAAUAUCGAGGCUGCAGCCGACACGAGGCAUUGGCUAUCGCUUUACUUUGCGUCAAUCGAUUUUUCAUUAUUAUCAUUGAUAUCACGCGACUGACACAGUAGCCAGCAGUGAUGAAUCGCCCGGUCGACCGGACGGACAUUUGAGAUACAAAGAGCGACUACGAGAUCCUCUGGGAGCCGAAACAGUCGGGACUAUUUUUCUGCGAACACUCGAAAGAAGGUACGCCCCACCUUCCACCAGCCCUAACAAUACUCCAAGAGAGUUCAAAAUCCUCGGUCUUUAUGACCAGCUAGGUAGUUCUCGUGAAGUUGUGGUGAGGUGAAGAGACGAGGCAGAAGAGAGUUCCGAGAUUCCCCGGCUGUCGUCUCCGUAAUUAUAAUAUUUGAUGAUUGAAUGCGAAAGAGAAAGAGCGAGACAUCGAUUUACUACGUUGAUAACUGUGAUAACGUGAUUUUACUUGAGACUUUUCGCACAUAUAGACGUCCUUGGCUAGAUAGUGCGAUUAGAGUAACGUACUGUAAAAGGGUGUGAAAUACCCGUGGAAAUUGUACGAGUCAGCAGAAACAGUGAUUUUGGUGAUUAUCGAGGAAUCGAGAACCUGCAAACAUGGUUGUCAACGAGAUGUUACUAUUGGCGCGAAUGGCCAACAUAAUGGUUACCUUGAACGCCACUGCGAAUACCACUGCAAUCGAGAACAUCAGCACGACGACACUGUCGCCGGAAGAGAAAGAGAAUAGGUUCGACAUGGAUGACAAAUGGAACAUGUGGCAGUGCUACGCGCCGUAUGGCUGCUUUUACAAAGGAUCACCCUGGUCCGGAACAAAUCGGCCGGUAUCCGCGGUUCCGAUACCCCCCGACGUCAUCAAACCCCGUUAUCUCCUCUACACGCGGGAGAACGAACAGUACCACAAGCUGAAGAUCGACAACUUCCAGACGAUUAAGAAAGCGCCUUUGAAGAAGGAUAAAACCUUGUACUUCAUCAUUCACGGAUUCCUCGAGAACGGCGACAAAACGGCCUGGAUCUCGAGGUUGAUCAAAGAGCUGCUGAUACGGGAGGACUGUAACAUUGUGGUCGUUAACUGGAUGAACGGGGCUGAACCACCCUACACGCAGGCGGUGGCGAACACGCGACUCGUCGGCGCGAUGACGGCUCGCCUGGCGUCUCAACUGAUCAACGUCGGCGGGAUCGCGCCCGAGAAGAUGCACGUCAUCGGACACAGCCUGGGUGGCCACACCGCCGGUUACGUUGGCUACUAUUUGAGGACGGAUUAUAAUUACAACCUCGGCCGAAUCACAGGCCUUGAUCCGGCGGAACCGCAAUUCAGCAACACCUCGCCGCUGGUCCGGCUGGAUCCAACGGACGCGACGUUCGUGACAGCCAUUCAUACCGACGGCGUUUCUUUUAUGGAGGGUGGCCUCGGCAUCGUACAACCUGUGGCACAUAUCGAUUUCUAUCCGAACGGCGGCAACCACCAACCCGGCUGUAAUGAGGGUGUGAUUAAUUCCAUCACCAGAGAAGACAGCUUCUUUCGAGGAAUCAAGAAAUUUCUCAGCUGCAACCAUGUUCGCAGCUACGAGUACUUUAUCGAGAGUAUAAACAGCCCGUGCCCGUUCUUAGCCAUGCCGUGCAGCUCUUGGGAGAAGUUUCAAGAGGGAGGCUGUUUCGACUGCAAACACCAAUACUGCCCCAGGUUAGGGCUGGACGCUCAACCCGGAAAUUACGACGCGUCCGUGUACCUGAUGACCGGAGAAUCCAAACCGUAUUGCAAGGCCCACUAUAAGAUAACGAUAAAUAUCUCGAAGACCAACGAGAGCGUGUCGCACGGCGGCGAAGUCGGGAUGUUCGUGGUGCACGUGAUCGGCGCGAACGGAAAGAAAACCGAAGGGACACAGCUGAGCUCGGAAGCUGAGUACUACGAGCCAGGUAGUACGCACACCGUGGUGUUUCCCGGAAACUUCGUGGGCAAGCCGCAGUCAGUGGAGAUCAUCUGGGAAUACCAGACUUCGAUCCUUAAUCCGCUUACGUGGCGGCUGUUCCACACACCGCGAGUCUACAUCGACUCGUUGACCAUCAAGAAUCUGGAGACCGAUCACAGUGUCACCUUGUGUCCGGAUGAAUCGAAGACGCUGUUCAGGAACAAAGCGAAAAUCCUGACCGUGGAUAACUGCCGCGUUACGAAGUACAACAACAUAGUCUCCACGUGAAGGACCUUCGAUCCGCGUUCUACGUCGUAUCGUCUUCCCCAUAGUCAGGACCCGAGAUCGAUGUAAUGUUGACGAGUUAAGAUUUCAACGCUACGGACGAAUAUAAUCUCUCCGUCUUCCUGGGUCGAAAUUCUAGUCCUGUAUUCGAUCUGCUUAGCUCUACAUUUUCAAAUCUUCAAAUGAAGAAAACGGAAAUAACUUUCCAUUUGUAGCGUCAAAGGGAGCGCAGUAGGAAACCUUUGAAGACUUAAUGUAGAAUUGAAUAGACUUAAUAUCAAACUGAAAUUUCAUAUUAAAGAGCUGAAAUUUUGACUCGGGUUCGUUCGCGAAAGUUGACAUAAGAUAAAUCUCUCAGUCCGUAUGCGUCACGAAAGAUCCGGCUCGUCGAAUCGACUACCAAUUCCAAUAUCGGGUCGAAAAGUCGACUGUCCGCUCGUUAUCACGAAAUAAUUAUCGUCUUAUUCGUUAUCACGCGAAUGGCAUUCCGAAGGCCUAAUGUUCAUUAUUUAUUUUUCCAUAUAGAUAAGAGUGAGAGGCUAAAACAAUCGAUCGUAUUUCUCAUCAGACCAGGAUGUCUCGAAAUAUUAAAUUGCUCGUUUUGAAAUAGUCGUAUAAAUCGUACGGCACUCGAGCUCGAGAAGUCUCCGUGGGGCAUUUCUCGCGUGAGACGAGAGUGAAUCUCGGGUUGAUCGCGGGAAGAGAUUUCACGCCGUUUCCGACUUGAUCCGAGUUCGUGCACUUCGCGACGGUCGCAGGUGAACAGCCGGUCAGGAAUGAACUAACGCGAAUUGCGCAUAAUAACGUCGGUUUUCUUCCAGAGACCAAUGGCAAAGUCACGAUCCUUUCACUGUCAUUAUGCGCUCACGGUGUCUCUCUCUGUCCUUCUCUACUAUACUCUAUCCUGUAUGAUUCUUUUCCUCACACUGACGUCGCCGUCAAACGCUUUCGUGCGAUGUUCUCGUCAUCCUCGCGCGGUCGCGUCGAUAAAUCGUCGCCGAUUCCACAGCAGUAACGUUGCUGUGGAAUUGAACGUUGAACGCCUGAACGUUGUCGUGUUUAUCCCAUAGCUAUGUAGGACAUGUCGAGACGUAAAUAACGGCAUUUAACGCCAUGGUGAUCUUCUUGUCUUGAUGUCAGAGGUCUCAAUCCGGCAGGAACGGCGAUAAAAGAGAGACGAUAAUAAAGGCCGAACGUUUCAGGGAGCACCAUUAAAAAACGAUUAGCCGUGCUUCUCACAAAUGCAAAUACGACCACUCGAUUAUUCCGUUGUGGUAACAACGGAGCCAUUGUGGCGCUCUUCUUUAAUUUCGUAAUUCCGCGCUGUUACGUUGAAGUUGAGCAACGCGGAACGCGAAGUGGGCCGAACAAACGAGCGCGCGCGAUCGCCGCGUCCCAAAUGAGCCGUGAAGAGCCGCGAGUCAUCUUCUAAUUCAGGCUUCGAUUUGUCAGGUGUACAUGUGCACUGGGUUUCAAAGCGAUUUUAACACUUUCUUCACGAUGCAGCUCGGAAAGCAAAGCGAUACUCCGAUGAGAGAACUCGUUUUCGAAAAAUAAAUCCCCCCCCCCGUAUGAAGAUUUUAAAUUCUACAUUAAACCUUCAAGUGGAGAGAACGGAAAUAAGCUCACACCUGUAGCAUCGAAGAAGCGUAACAUCAUGAAAGAAAUGUUCAAACCGUUUUGAAACUCAGCGUGUAACCAAACGUAUAGUGGAAAACGGCGAGGCGCACUUUUUAGGCGCACUAAAGUUGGAAACGUAACGAACCAUCGCAAUUCGAUGAAAAAUAAAUUAGAGAUCGAGCAACGAUCGUAUCUUACAUCAAGUACAUUAAACUUCACGCGAACUAUUUAAUUUCUAGCGAGUGUCUAUUUAUAUGCACACAGAUACUUCAUGGCAUAAUACGCACGAUAAGCCCAUCAAUUAAUCGUUCAAUUACAAUAAGAGCGUAUUUUAAUGUAUUCUUAAGCGUAACGUAAUAUAUUCUUAAGUUUAUUCUUAAGCGUGUUCUUCCGAAGGUGUACAUACAAAUAAAAGCCGUAUCAGACUACU